GCAAAAUUGGAAUCGUAUAAAAGCCGAAAACGUGAAAAAUCAAAUCCAUUUCACCAAACUAACGCUCUCUCUCUAAAACCGCGAGUGUGUUAGUUAACGCGUCCAUUCUUCUUACGGCCGGUGAUUUUCUGAAGCUUUGGAAUUUGGAGGAUCGUCUUCAGCUCGCUGUCAGUGAUCGCGGAAACGGCGUUGUUGAGAGGAACAGGGAUGCUAGGGGGGCCAGGGCCGGGGCCGACGUCGGUGGUCGUCGACGAAGGAGCAAUUGCGAGGCCGUUCUGGAUCAAGUUCCGAAGCGACUCCGUGUUCGCUCUCUACUCGCCCUUCGUCCUUUGCUUGGCCUCCGGUGACCUGAACUCCAACGCUUUCCUCCAUUUUGUCUCCCAGGACGUCCACUUUCUCAAAGCCUUCGCUCUGGCGUAUGAGCUGGCGGAGGAUUGCGCGGACGAUGAUGACGACAAGAGCGGAAUACGUGACUUGAGGAAACGCGUCGUGCAGAGGCUUAAAUCGCACGAUACUCUUGUUCGAGAAUGGGGCUUUGAACUCCCGGAUGAGAAAGUUUCCAGCGAUGCAACAGUCAAAUACACAGAUUUCUUAAUGGCAGCAGCCUCUGGGAGAGUUCAAGGAGAAAAUGUCCCUGGUAGAAUUGCAACUCCUUUUGAGAGAACAAAAGUUGCUGCUUAUAUUCUUGGUGCUAUUGCACCAUGUAUGAGGCUCUAUUCCUCUAUAAGUAGAGAGAUACAAGCAGUUCUAGUUCCAGCUGAUAACAGUCACAUUUACAAGAAAUGGUUGGACAGUUAUUCUUCGAAAACUUAUGAGGAAUUUGCUUUGCAAGUCGAAGACAUGGUGGAUAAACUUAGCAUUUCGUUGACAGGGGAAGAGCUUAAAGUCAUAGAGAAGCUUUAUUAUCAAGCUAUUAAACUUGAAGUAGAUUUUUUUGCUACUCAACCAAUCUCUCAGCAAACUAUAGUUCCUUUGGCUCGUGUGCUUGACCCUGCAGAACGUCGUCUUACCAUAUUUUGUGACUUUGACUUAACAUGCACUGCUUUUGAUUCCUCUGCUAUAUUAGCAGAGAUUGCAAUUAUAACAGCACCAAAGGCCAACUCAGAUGGAUCCGAAACCCAACUUGCUCGUAUGUCAUCGGCUGACCUGAGGAGCACAUGGGGUGUUCUUUCCACCCAAUAUACUGAGGAGUUUGAACAAUGCAUAGAGAGUAUCAUGGAUAGCAGAAAAGUGGAAAAAUUCAACUAUGAAGGUUUGAAUAAAGCCCUUGAACAAGUUGCGGAGUUUGAGAAAAGAGCAAAUACAAGGGUGGUUAAUUCAGGAGUACUGAAAGGUUUACAUCUAGAGGACAUAAAACGGGCUGGGCAGCGUCUCAUUCUUCAGGAAGGUUGUAGAGGAUUCUUUCAGAAGAUUGUGAAAAAUGAUACUCUGAAAACUGUAGUUCAUGUGCUUUCAUACAGUUGGUGUGGUGAUCUCAUUAGGUCAGCUUUUUCAUCAGCAGGGGAUCUAGACGAAUUAAAAGUACAUGCAAACGAGCUUACUUAUGAAGAAUCUGUGACUACGGGUGACAUUGUUAUGAAGGUGGAGUCUCCCAUGGAAAAGCUUCAAGACUUCAAUGACAUCCUAAAUGAGUGCAACAGCGAAGGCAAGCACUUGACAGUUUACAUCGGAGGUUCAGUGGGGGACUUGCUUUGCCUGCUUCAAGCAGAUAUAGGUAUUGUAAUUGGUUCAAGUUCAAGCUUAAGGAGGCUGGGAGAUCAUUUUGGUGUCUCUUUUGUUCCAUUGUUCACUGGUUUGGUGAAGAAGCAGAGAGAACUUGUCAAAGAUGGCUCGUGCAAUUGGAAAGGGCUAUCUGGCAUUCUUUACACCGUCUCGAGUUGGGCUGAGAUACAUGCGUUCAUUUUGGGAUCGUAAGUACCUCGUGUCUUCUCAUUUGUUAAAAAAAAAAAAAAAAAAAAAACUCCAAAAUGGAAUUCUUUACACAUUAGGACAUAUGUAGAGUACAAGUGGUGGCUACUUUUAUUCAAGGACCACGGGUCGGCCCUUAUUCUUUUUUUCUUCAGGGUCUGCCACCCAGAAAUAUACAGAAGUGUGACUAUAGUUGAAAAAAAAAAAAAUAUUGCAGUAAUGCUAGGUAUAGUCAAGUUACGCAAAACAGCCAGUCUCUAUUCAAUUCAUUAAUCAAAUGUAUCCAUGUUCAGCUUUUCUUGAAUUUUUUUUUUUUUUUUUUGUCAUUGUUGUAUAUGACUUUGAAGUUUCAAACUUGUCCAUCAAU
Messenger RNA from Juglans regia (Persian walnut), 2275 nucleotides. RefSeq names its product bifunctional TH2 protein, mitochondrial-like. NCBI's taxonomy places the organism in Eukaryota, Viridiplantae, Streptophyta, Magnoliopsida, Fagales, Juglandaceae. The coding region runs from base 208 to 1914 and encodes 568 amino acids. The transcript is spliced from 6 exons. Gene Ontology annotation, cellular component: cytosol. The record is from RefSeq and is a predicted model, not a curated record.